CAGAUGGCGCCACUUAGCGUCGUUUUUGUUAAAACGCGUUUUAUACGUUUGCUUUGCCGGUAUUUUAUAAAAAUAACACAAAUAUAAAGCACAAAAAUGAAGCUAGUAAGGUUUCUGAUGAAACUGAGCCACGAAACGGUGACGAUGGAGCUAAAAAACGGCACCCAGGUGCACGGCACGAUCACAGGCGUGGAUGUGGCGAUGAAUACGCACUUGAAGGCGGUUAAAGUCACAGUAAAAAACAGAAAUCCCAUGACCCUCGACACUCUAACAGUGAGGGGUAACAACAUUCGUUACUACAUUUUGCCGGACAGUUUACCGUUGGAAACGCUCUUAAUCGACGACACACCAAAGGCUAAAGCCAAAAAGAAGGAGUCUGCCCGAGGGGCUGCUAGAGGAAGGGGCAGGGGGCGCGGAAGGGGUGGCCCAAGGGGGCGUGGCAGAGGUAGAGGCCGUAGAUAAACAAUUGAGUUUGCUUAAGGUUAAGAUUAAGUCGUAUUUGUAUGGUUUGAAAUUUAGGUAUUGGAUAAUGAAAUUACUUUUUUUUGUUUUAUUUAGGUUAAAAACUAUUUUUUUUGUGCUUUUUUGUUAUCCAUGCCUGUUUCCAAUGAUUAGGAAUUAUUUUCUAAAUAAAACACCUCAUAAAAUGUAACAAUUUAAAUUUAAU
Molecule: messenger RNA, 667 nt
Organism: Brassicogethes aeneus
Lineage: Eukaryota; Metazoa; Arthropoda; Insecta; Coleoptera; Nitidulidae
Source: the annotation of a GenBank genome assembly